Balaenoptera acutorostrata (minke whale) is the source of this 12376-nucleotide messenger RNA. RefSeq names its product erb-b2 receptor tyrosine kinase 4 (gene ERBB4). Bases 585 to 4481 code for a protein of 1298 amino acids. The record is from RefSeq and is a predicted model, not a curated record. NCBI's taxonomy places the organism in Eukaryota, Metazoa, Chordata, Mammalia, Artiodactyla, Balaenopteridae. The transcript is spliced from 28 exons. Gene Ontology annotation, cellular component: signaling receptor complex; basal plasma membrane. Gene Ontology annotation, molecular function: ATP binding; transmembrane receptor protein tyrosine kinase activity; epidermal growth factor receptor binding. Gene Ontology annotation, biological process: positive regulation of kinase activity; multicellular organism development; positive regulation of cell population proliferation.
UUUAAUUACAGCAGCCGCCGGACAAGUGUGAGGAAAGCUGACAGGAAAAAAGGACAGGAUCGGGUGAAGCAAGCAGCUUCUCCCCGCCACCCCUCCCUUUCCUCCCAAUUUGGACUGGAGGUGCGAGGAAACUGAAAAGGGAGCCGAACAGAGUCCGGCUGGGGGGAGAGGCCGGAAAGCUACCGCCUGUUUGCAAUCAACUUUUUUUGGAAACCCUUUUCCGAACCCUUGCUUUUUAUUGUUGACCAACCAGGGAGAGAGAGCGAGAAAGUGAGGAGGGAGCGAGAAAGCGGAGGCUCACCCGGGGAAAUAGCUGUCCGGCCCGACCAGGAGCACCACGCGCACACACUCGAGCCCACUCCCACCCGCGCGCACGCUCACGCGCACCCUCUGCCCCCGCUCCGCCGGGCCCCGGCCCCGCGGGCGCGGACUGGGUCGCCCGCGCUCGGAGCCGGUGCCCCGCGCGCGCCAGUCCCCCUCGCGCCCUCACGCGCGCCCGGCUGAGGGAUCUCCUCCGUGUGCCCGAAAGGGGAUAUGCCAUUUGGACAUGUAAUUAUCAGCACGGGAUCUGAGACUUCCAAAAAAUGAAGCUGGCGACAGGACUGUGGGUCUGCGUGAGCCUUCUCGUGGCGGCGGGGACCGUCCAGCCCAGCGCUUCUCAGUCAGUGUGCGCAGGAACAGAGAAUAAGUUGAGCUCUCUCUCUGACCUGGAACAGCAGUACCGAGCCUUGCGCAAAUACUAUGAGAACUGUGAGGUAGUCAUGGGCAACCUGGAGAUAACCAGCAUCGAGCACAACCGGGACCUCUCUUUUCUGCGGUCUAUAAGAGAAGUCACAGGCUACGUGUUGGUGGCUCUUAAUCAGUUUCGCUAUCUGCCUCUGGAGAAUUUACGCAUUAUUCGUGGGACAAAACUUUAUGAAGAUCGAUAUGCCUUGGCAAUAUUUUUAAACUACAGAAAAGAUGGAAACUUUGGACUUCAAGAACUUGGAUUGAAGAACUUGACUGAAAUCCUAAAUGGUGGAGUCUAUGUAGACCAGAACAAGUUUCUUUGUUAUACAGACACAAUUCAUUGGCAAGAUAUUGUUCGGAAUCCAUGGCCUUCCAACCUGACCCUGGUGUCAACAAAUGGUAGCUCAGGAUGUGGACGUUGCCAUAAGUCCUGCACUGGCCGAUGCUGGGGACCCACAGAAAAUCAUUGCCAGACUUUGACAAGGACUGUCUGUGCAGAACAGUGUGAUGGCAGAUGCUACGGACCCUACGUUAGUGACUGCUGUCACCGAGAAUGUGCUGGAGGUUGCUCGGGACCUAAGGACACCGACUGCUUUGCCUGCAUGAACUUCAAUGAUAGCGGAGCAUGUGUUACUCAGUGUCCACAAACUUUUGUCUACAAUCCAACAACCUUUCAACUGGAGCAUAACUUCAAUGCAAAAUACACCUAUGGAGCAUUUUGUGUCAAGAAGUGCCCACAUAACUUCGUGGUCGAUUCCAGUUCCUGUGUGCGUGCCUGCCCUAGUUCCAAGAUGGAAGUAGAAGAAAAUGGGAUUAAAAUGUGUAAACCUUGCACUGACAUUUGCCCAAAAGCUUGUGAUGGCAUUGGCACAGGAUCAUUGAUGUCAGCUCAGACCGUGGAUUCUAGUAACAUUGACAAAUUCAUAAACUGCACCAAAAUCAAUGGGAAUUUGAUCUUCCUUGUCACUGGUAUUCAUGGGGACCCUUACAAUGCAAUUGAAGCCAUAGACCCAGAGAAACUGAACGUGUUUCGGACAGUCCGAGAGAUAACAGGUUUCUUGAACAUACAAUCAUGGCCCCCAAACAUGACCGACUUCAGUGUUUUUUCUAACCUGGUGACCAUUGGUGGAAGAGUACUCUAUAGUGGCCUUUCCUUGCUUAUCCUCAAGCAACAGGGUAUCACUUCUCUACAAUUCCAAUCCCUGAAGGAAAUCAGUGCAGGAAACAUCUAUAUCACUGACAACAGCAACCUGUGUUAUUAUCAUACCAUUAACUGGACAACGCUCUUCAGCACAAUCAACCAAAGAAUAGUGAUCCGGGACAACAGGAAAGCUGAAAACUGUACUGCUGAAGGAAUGGUGUGCAACCAUCUCUGUUCAAACGAUGGGUGUUGGGGACCUGGGCCAGACCAGUGCCUGUCAUGCCGUCGCUUCAGCAGGGGAAGGACCUGCAUAGAGUCUUGUAACCUCUAUGACGGUGAAUUUCGGGAGUUUGAGAAUGGCUCCAUCUGUGUGGAGUGUGACCCCCAGUGUGAGAAGAUGGAAGAUGGCAUCCUCACAUGCCAUGGACCGGGACCUGACAACUGUACAAAGUGCUCCCAUUUUAAGGAUGGCCCGAACUGUGUGGAAAAAUGUCCAGAUGGCUUACAGGGGGCAAACAGUUUCAUUUUCAAGUAUGCUGAUCAGGAUCGGGAGUGCCACCCAUGCCAUCCAAACUGCACCCAAGGGUGCAUAGGCUCAAGUAUUGAAGACUGCAUCGGCCUGAUGGAUAGGACUCCUCUAAUUGCAGCCGGAGUCAUUGGCGGGCUCUUCAUCAUGGUCAUCGUGGGUCUAACAUUUGCAGUUUAUGUUAGAAGGAAGAGCAUCAAAAAGAAAAGAGCCUUAAGAAGAUUCCUGGAAACAGAGUUGGUAGAACCCUUAACCCCCAGUGGUACGGCGCCUAAUCAAGCUCAACUACGUAUUUUGAAAGAAACUGAGCUCAAAAGAGUAAAAGUACUUGGUUCAGGUGCUUUUGGAACUGUUUAUAAAGGUAUUUGGGUCCCUGAAGGAGAAACAGUGAAGAUUCCUGUGGCUAUUAAGAUUCUUAAUGAAACAACUGGUCCCAAAGCCAAUGUGGAGUUUAUGGAUGAAGCUCUGAUCAUGGCAAGUAUGGACCAUCCACACUUAGUCCGGUUAUUGGGUGUCUGUCUAAGCCCAACCAUUCAGCUGGUUACACAGCUUAUGCCCCAUGGCUGCCUGUUGGAUUAUGUCCAUGAACACAAGGAUAACAUUGGAUCCCAGCUAUUGCUUAAUUGGUGUGUUCAGAUAGCUAAGGGAAUGAUGUACCUGGAAGAAAGACGGCUUGUUCAUCGGGAUUUGGCAGCCCGUAAUGUCUUAGUGAAAUCUCCAAACCAUGUAAAAAUCACGGAUUUUGGACUAGCCAGGCUCUUGGAAGGUGAUGAAAAAGAGUAUAAUGCUGAUGGAGGAAAGAUGCCAAUUAAAUGGAUGGCUUUGGAGUGUAUACACUAUAGAAAAUUCACCCAUCAGAGUGACGUUUGGAGCUAUGGAGUCACUAUAUGGGAACUGAUGACCUUUGGAGGAAAACCCUAUGAUGGAAUUCCAACCAGAGAAAUCCCCGAUUUGUUAGAGAAAGGAGAACGUUUGCCCCAGCCUCCCAUCUGCACUAUUGAUGUUUAUAUGGUCAUGGUCAAAUGUUGGAUGAUUGAUGCUGACAGUAGACCUAAAUUUAAGGAACUGGCUGCUGAAUUUUCGAGGAUGGCUCGAGACCCUCAAAGAUACCUAGUUAUUCAGGGUGAUGAUCGUAUGAAGCUUCCCAGUCCAAACGACAGCAAGUUCUUUCAGAAUCUCUUGGAUGAAGAGGAUUUAGAAGAUAUGAUGGAUGCUGAGGAAUAUCUGGUCCCUCAGGCUUUCAACAUCCCACCUCCCAUCUAUACUUCCAGAGCAAGAAUCGACUCAAAUAGGAGUGAAAUUGGACACAGCCCUCCUCCUGCCUACACCCCCAUGUCAGGAAACCAGUUUGUGUACCGAGAUGGGGGUUUUGCUACAGAACAAGGAGUGCCCAUGCCCUAUAGGGCCACCACCAGCACGAUCCCAGAAGCCCCAGUUGCUCAGGGGGCUACCGCCGAGAUUUUUGAUGACUCCUGCUGUAACGGCACCUUACGCAAGUCCGUGGCACCCCACGUCCAAGAGGACAGCAGCACCCAGAGGUACAGCGCUGACCCCACAGUGUUUGCCCCAGAACGGAGCCCACGAGGAGAGCUGGAUGAAGAAGGUUACAUGACCCCUAUGCGAGACAAACCCAAACAAGAAUACCUGAACCCUGUGGAGGAGAACCCUUUUGUCUCUCGAAGGAAAAAUGGAGACCUUCAAGCUUUGGAUAAUCCCGAAUAUCACAGUGCUUCCCAUGGUCCACCCAAGGCAGAGGAUGAGUAUGUGAAUGAGCCACUGUACCUCAACACCUUUGCCAACGCCUUGGGGAACGCUGAAUACCUGAAGAACAACGUACUGUCUGUGCCAGAGAAGGCCAAGAAAGCAUUCGACAACCCUGACUACUGGAACCACAGCCUGCCACCCCGGAGCACCCUUCAGCACCCAGACUACCUGCAGGAGUACAGCACAAAAUAUUUUUAUAAACAGAAUGGACGGAUCCGGCCUAUUGUGGCAGAGAAUCCUGAAUACCUCUCUGAGUUCUCGCUGAAGCCAGGCACUGUGCUGCCUCCUCCGCCCUACAGACACCGGAAUACUGUGGUGUAAGCUCAGCUGUGGUUUUCAGGUGGAGAGAGACGCCCGCUCCAAUUUCCCCGCCGCCUCUCUUUCUCUUGUGGUCUUCCCUCUACUCUCAAGGCCAGUAGUUUUGACACUUCCCAGUGGAAGAUAUCAAGAUUCAAUGAUAGUUAUGUGCUUAUCUAACUUGAACAUUAGAAGGAAGGACUGAAAGAGAAAGACAGGAGGAACCACACUGUUUCUUCAUUUCUCUGCAUGGGUUGGUCAGGAGACUGGAACAGCUAGAGAAGGACCAGCAAAUAUGAGGCAAUACUGCCUGCUGUCAAACUAGUUCCCAACUUUUUUUUACGUUUUUUUCUUUGCCUCCUUUCCUUCCUUCCUUCCUUCCUUCCUUCCUGUAUUUCAAUGCACAUGCUUGAAAGACCCAAGCUGCAGGAACCGAUGUGUACAUUUUCAGUAUCCCUGGAAAUCCUAAUGAUGUUUCCAGAAGAACAAAAUGAUAACCUUUUUUAUAAUGUAUGAUAGUAACUAAGAUUGAAAAUCCAAUCUCUUUCUCAGACAGUUUCAAUCUUGACAAGCAAGAAUGGCCAACUCAGCUUUCAUAAGUUUUGAAUCUUCAUCAAAGUUAUAACUAGUAAUUAUAUUUGGAGAGCUUUUUUGUUUUUUUCAUUUUGUUUUGCUUUGAUCUGUCUCUUCAUAUUACUUUCUCCCCUCUUUUCAGCUUUAAUUUAUAAUUGCAAACAUUUUUACAUCAAACCUUCUUAGGUGUUGCUAUAAAUUGAAAGAAUUGUAAAAAGAAAUAUUUUAAUAUGGUGAAAUGGCCACUAUUUUAAAUAUGCAGUCUUUAAAAUUAGAAGGGGAGGCCAAGAUAUCAGUCAAAUGUAACAUCAAAUCUUACUUUUGUGUUUUACACUAUUGAAUAUGUACCCCCCCGCAAUCUUUUACAUUCUUCAACCUUUUCUUCCCCUCUGUGAAUGACAGUACUUGAUAGGCAGUUGGUAAUGUUAAGAGUAGAAGGGAAACUAAGAGACAGUUCUGUGUGGUUCAUGAAAACUACUGACACUUUCAGGGGUGGUCCAAUGGGGAAUCCAUUGAACUGGAAGAAACACACUGGAUUGGGUAUGUCUACUUGGCAGAUACUCAGAAAUGUAGUUUGCACUUAAGCUAUAAUUUUAUUUGUUCUCUUUCUGAACUCCAUUUUGGAUUUUGAAUGAAGCAAUAUGGAAGCAACCAGCAAAAUAAUUCAUUUAAGUACAUUUUUUUUAAAAAAAGAGCUAAGAUGAAGAAAGACUGUGGAAAUGCCAAACCAAGCAAAUUAGGACUUUGGAACACUUUGGGAUUAUGGUGAGAGGGUCAGCACAUGAUCAACAUGUGAUAUCACAUUUCCUAAACAAGGAAAGUUGUCCAGUUUGUAUACUCCACUUGAAGGAAUGCAAGUAAGGACUGGCUUGAAUUCCAUGGAAUUUCUAGUAUGAGACUCUAUUUAUAUUAAGAAGUGGAAGGUAACUCUUUGCACAUAAAUUGGUAUAAUAAAAAGAAAUACAAACAUUCACUGCUUAUAAAUAGGUCCUUGGGUCAAAAGUUGUAAAUAAAUGUGAAAAAACUUCUCAUGUAAUUAUUUUAAUAUCCAACAUACUACUCUUUUGAUACUUUAUAUAAUAACUCUUUUUCUUCAAACACAGCAUCCUAGUUCUAGAGCCACCUUUCUUGUGUAUCAUUUUAAAGAAUACCUACUGAGUUAAGAUGAGCAAUGGGAACAAAUGGUAGGAAUGAGUUUUCAGGAAAAUGGGGCCUCAGGUCAGUAAUUAGAAAAAUUGGAUAGAAAUCUCUCUUUUAGGAAAAUCUGGCCUAAUUCAUUUGGAAUUUUUAAAAAAUAUUUCUUUCCAAUGUUAAAGUAUUGGGAUCAAAUUUGAAUGUAUAACCUAAUUGAAAGCAACUAGACUAAAAAUCUCUAUUGGCAAAGAGGAGAGUUUAGAAAAAAGGAUGAAAAGAAAUCAAGGUUUCUGCCUAUUUUGAAAAGUAGAUCUAUCUAUCCAUUCAGCUCCCUUAUUUUUUCAACUUAUAUUUAUUUAUAGUCUACUAAAAGCACUGUGUUAUGUGGGGAACACCCAGAUAAAUGCAAUACUAUCCCUAACUUUAAAAUUUUACAAUCCAGAUUUAUUUGGCAUGACAUUUAAUUUUUUAAUAUAAUUCAAGGAAUACAAUUGCAUGGACUAUUUUAUGAAUAGUCAUAUAAAAAUCAACUCUUUGUUAAAAGAUCUCCUGUGAACUCAUGUGGGACAUGAGUGAAACACCCUACAAGUUCCUGAAGUUAGCAAAUAGGAUAGUUUCAGUGUUACCAUUCAAACACAAACUGUUCUAGAAGGAUAUUGUAUCACUGGCUAAUUGUCCUAUAUGGAUCCUAACUUAACCAUUAAAUCAACAAUAGAUGUUGGUCUUUGGCCAGUAACAUUGGAGAAAUUGGGAUUGGUUUCUUCCUGAGUUAUGAAAAGUGAGGGAAGCUUAAAGGCUGAGGUUGAGCAAGGGAGGGGUUUGUGAGAGCUCUUCCAGUGAAAUUCAAACAUGAACUUCCCAGGGUUGAAGACACAGAAUGAUUCAGGGGCCACAGCCUAAUAGCUCAGAGCUCUUUCACCCAGUCAGAGGAGUAUCCAGGAAAAGGGGUCCUCACAUCAGUGUUUAUGAAAGUUUAGAUAUAAACCACUCUUUCUAAAUAAAUCUGUACCAACUCAUCACUGACAGCAUCCUUGUUGGAUACUAGAACUUGACUUUUUUUCCUGAUUUACAAUAUUCAUAUGGUUUCUAUGGGGAUAUGAAAAGCAGAAUCACUUAUAUUGAAGAAGGAAAGAAAAAUAAUUAUUUUACUGUUAAGGUAAUAGAAAUGUAUUCAGUGAAGGUAGUGUCUCCGUCAUCCUAGGAACAUAAAACCCUUACACAUCAGGUACUAAUAACUGGAGAUAGAUGCAAGUAUAAUCCAAAAUGACCCAAAAUGCUUCACAAGAACUUUAUUGUUCCUUUUGAAUGAUUUCUGUAGCACAUACUUGAUUUCAGUUGUUUUAGGGUUUCUCUUUUGAUUUAUUUUUGUCCCCCUAGGAAAACAUAUUUCAGAGUGUAUGAGGGGGAGCAAAAAAAGUUUCAUUUGUUCCAAAGAAUAACUUAUUCAACUCAGUAGAGUGAAAUUUAAAAUGCCAAUUAAAACCUGUGAAGUGAAUCAGAAUAUCAGAUUAUCGUAGGCUAGUUAUAUCAGUGCAAAUAUGCAGAACCAAUUAAGUAAAUUUGCAGAAAAUUAAUAGUCAAAUUACACAGACUGUAUUUUUUAAAUCACCAAAUCUUGUAGCUUAUACCUAUCUUGGGGAAUCUUAUUUCCAGGUAAGAAAAACUGUAUAAUUAAAUGGUUGUUUAGGGCAGUGGUUCUUAGGCAGGUGAGAAAAGAAGUUUUCUAAACCAAGGUAGACCCAGAACCGCAAAGCAUCCUGAACCACAAAGAGAUGCUUGAACUACAAGUAGAAAUUGAUUUUCCAACUAUUUGUGGCACAGGUUAGGAUGAGAGUUUUUCUCGGGUAAUAUUCUUGAAAUGGAAUGAAAAACAAUGCAAAACUCAAAUCAUAUUAAAAUGUAUAAACUAAAAAUUUGAGAUUGUUUUCUUAGUAGAUCAGGAAGAAUGACUGAAUAUUUGUAGCUGGAGAGGAGAAAUAGUGUUCUUCUAAGUGUAUAAUGUAUGUGUUAAUACCUUGUAAAAUCAGGACUUGGCAUGAAGAUCAUGUAUAUUUCCAAUGCCUAGGACAAACCAGUAGGACUGUGAGGUGCUGUCCCUACAUGAAGUUGAAAGGGUUAUCAACAUGCUUUUUGAAGUGUCAAAAUUUUAAAAAAAGGAAAUUGGUUAAGCCCGACAGGGAAGGAUGUAAAUACAUGUUUUUCUAGAGCUAUCUUAACUUUAUUUCAAAACUUGAAUUAUUCAUCCAUCUAUAAAUGUUGGUUAUUUAACUAGUAUAUGUAGUUCAUAAGGUAAUAGAAAAAGUGAUUAUGAAAGCAUGUAUAUAUCUGGACAGAACCAUGAUAAUGCUGUAAGAUGUAGAUUUAGUUAGGUUAACAGAUGUUAAAUGAUUUUAAUACUAUUAAAUAAAUCAAACUAGAAAACUAACCACAAAAUAUAAUGUAGCAAAAUAAAAUGCAGGAUAUGAAAAUGUAGGAUGGAUUUUGCAUAGUAAAAAAUGUUUGCCAUUUAAAAUUGUUAUUUGUUAGGUUGAGCUGAAAGUGGGCAUAUAAAAAGCAGGUUCCACUUAUGAAAACUUGCUUUAAAGCAUUACAAUUAUUUUUUUCUCAUUCUCUUAUUCCUUUACCAUUUGUAAAAUGUAUUACGUGUAAAGAGGAAUUUUUCAAAUUUGUUUUGCAAAUACCACCUUGUAGAGUUUAACAGGCAAAUAUGUUAAGAUGACUUUAAGUAAGAGGUUUCAAAAUGAAAUGAAGGAAAUAUAAAUGUUCUAUUACCUUAUGCAGAGACAAAAAAAUGAGUGGUGUCAUUUAGUAAACAAACAAAAUGCAUUUAAUUUGUGACACAUCCUUUCUUUUUUCUAUGAUACCCUCCCAUCUCCAAAAAGAACCCAAGGAAUUAAUUAACAAUAUUCUGAGAAAUAAAUGCUAAAGCAAGCAUUUCAAACUGCUGUAUUUCCAUUGUUCUGGACAAUAGUUGAUAGCCAGAUGAUUUUUAAUAAGGCAAAUAAGAAAUCCAGGUGGAUAAGCUUCUAGUUGUUGAAAAGCCAGAAAACUAAAUCUACUGUAUAUCCUAUGGGCAGAGAAUUCUGCUGGGCCUCUCUUUAUGCAUAUGGUCUUUGAAGAACAGCCUGGUACCCAUGCAGACACCUAAAGGCAGACUUAUAUCUGCUGAUUGCCAUUUGCUUAAGAACGAAUAAGAGUGUACAGAUGUAGACUGGGCAUCAUUUUAAAAUAACACUAUCAGUAGAGACCUUGAUAUUACUGAUAUUACAAAAGGGCCAGCUUUUAUACUUCUGGGUAGAAUUAAUACAAUUUUUCUAAUACCAGAGAACCUUUACAAAAGUAGUUCUUUCCACAAUUGCAAACAUUAAGCUGUUGUGGGCACGGUGUUGGAUCAGGAGUCCUUCAGUUUAUGUGGACACAUGGCUUUAGUACCAUGGGCUACUUGUUCUUUUCAUUAAACAAAAGUCUCUAUAAAAUAAAAUUUUCAGACACUCGGUUCAAGCCCCACUGAUUUUGUAAAGGUGCAAAAAUGUAGGAUGUGUCACUUUGGCAGACCCCUGUCUCACCUCUUCACAGCCAGGUGAUCUUUUGGGCAGAAGAAAUGCUUCUCUAGUCAUGAGCUGAAAAGACUCUUAAGUCCCAGUUUCAUGGAGGUUUUCACAUGCUUCCCCUGGAAAAUACUCCCUGACAGUCAGCUUUGCAAGUAAGUGAUUAUCUUGUUAGGAAUCACAGAAACAAUUCAUUUCUCUCUGGACCUUAAGGAAAAUGCUGCCCUUACUUCUUUUACCAUUGGCACAACUACUCCAUUUUCCUUACUUUUCUGCCACCCUAGUUCAAAGUGGCCCUCUUGAUGCUGUGCCUGUUUUAAGCCAUAGUGGAACUCUGAGGUCCCACGCGCUGCUUUGUAAAACAUUGAUUUAGCCUCUGCCCUCAAAUGUCUGACUUUUCCAUAAAAGAUAGUAGCAAUUUGGACAUUGUUUAAAUUAUUUCUCAAAUAAAUGACUGCACAGAGCAUACUUUAUGAUGUUAAAAUUAUGCUUUUCCAUGAAGAUCGAUUCUCUUACUAUGUCCUUCUCUGUAGGAAUUUGAGUCGAGUCAGCCCUGUGAUGAAUCUUGAAACUCACAUAUGUGCACAUACCCUUGGUAGGUUUUAGAUUUAAUCUUUUCAUGAAAACUUUACAUUAUAAUAAGUUAUUUUUGCCAGCAAAUUAACUUAUUUACUUUAUUUAUCUUACUUUGCUCCUGAUUGCAAAUAUUUUACAGCUGCUGUAUAUAUAUUUUGUUUUUUUGAUAAAUGAAGAGUCUUAUUAUCAUAAAGGUAAAGGCUAUUCAGCUCUGAGAACCACCUGUAGCUCUUUACUGGAUCAUUCAUCCCUCUGACAAAUGUAUAAUGAGUGCAGUUUCACUGAAAUGAAAAUCCAUGUUGUCUAAUAGGUUGCCAUUUUUUCUCUACUUUUGCUUUUUAAGGAUAUUUGUCUUUCAAUGCUCUAAGUGUUUUACCCAUGUCACAAUAAGUGGUUAUAUUUGUACAAAUAUAAGAAAACAAAGUUUCAUACCUGUAGGCAAUAGUCUAACUUGUCCAAACCACUUUGCCUUUACUGCUAUUUUUAUCCCUGAUGUGUAGCUGUUUCCCCCAGGCCUGUAGCUGUUAUGAAGGAAAGCAAAUCAUACCUCCUAAGUAUUGACAUAACCUGAUUCUUGAGUACCAUUUCCAGAAUUUUCAGUUAGUGGGGGGGUGUACCUUUUUCCUAAUGUGAGAGUCAUUUUCCUGUAUAUUUCUGGAUCUCUCAGGGGCUGGGAGGGGGGCAUGAGGGGGCUACACCAUAGUACUCCAAGAAUCCUUUGGGAUUACUCCAGUAACCAACUAUGAAAGUUAUUUUCUAAGUGUAGAUAUGUAAGCUGUUCUUUUAAAGUAAGGUACUUUGGAAUAUUGUAGCAUAAAUUGGUACUGCUGUUAAAUGGGUCGAUUAUUAAACUGAGCAGCUGUGCAAGGGCAGCUAACUUUGAAUGCACACCUCACUGGCUGGUGUGUCUACAUCUCCUGCCGUGAGCACCAGGGACUUGCAUUGCUGCAGGUCAAAACUGCAUUUUCACACGACAUGACUAGGUGUUCAUCUUUCCUGAGCACCAUUAUAACAAGAUCAAAUGAAAAUGAGAUCGAUCUGCAAGACAAUUCAGAGCACAAAAUGUCACGUGAAAUCAUCUCUUAAACGCUCAUCUCAUAUCUGCAUCAAAGUAGUUGACUAGUUGACGAAGAUCAGUUCAGGUGAAAAAGGGAGACACUUUACCAAAAAGGCAGAGGCUUAAGGUAUUAUAUACAUUUGUAUUCAUUUCCUCGUGUUCUUAACUUGUAAAGAGAAAACAAGCCCUCUCUCUUCUGAAGUAUCUUCAAAGGACAGGGGUGCAAAAAUACCUAGCUGGUAAGCCAUUGAUGUUUCAUUUAAAUCCCAGUGUUCAAAGUUAGCUGCCUUUUUGAAAUAAACAAACAAAAAAUACUACUGUAUGUUUGAAAAUGUGAAUAGUAUUUUUAUAGCUUGUUAAAGACAUGGCUAGUUGCAUUUGUAAAUAGGGAUAAUGUUGCUCUGAUUUUCUUCUGUGGACAUCUUCAUUUGGAACAUAAUUGUCUUUAGGGUUAAUUUGUAUAUAAGUAAUUGGCUUGUGAUUGUUUCCUUUGGGUUGGAAGUUAUCAUUUUGACAUUACUUGUGAUUCUGUGUUCAGCACUAUGGUGAUGUGUUCAACCUCUGCACUCGCUUACACAAUAGGAUAUGCCAAUUGUGUGUGGUGUAAUGUUAUUUUGAUUUUUUUCUAUUUUAUCUAUGAAGGAUUAUGCACUUAACACAUACUAACUUUUUUAAUGUUAGGUAUAUUUUUAGUAUAAUUUCCCUUAUUCUUUCUUCCCCUCCAACCCUUCACUCCAUUCUCCUUCCCUUCUCCCGUUUUCUGUUGUCAUUUGAGAAUGAGGGACAAACGGUAUUUUACAUUUCUGUAAUUAGGCUUUUCUGUUAGUUCUCAAGGAUCCUCUCUUGGCUCUUGGGAAAGAAUUGUACCUGUACAAGGCAAUUAUAGAAUGCGACCUGCUUUUCCUCAUUCCACACUGAUCAUCCCAGCUGAACAAUUUGAAAACUGUUCUGCCUUUUUGUUACAUGAAUCUGUCAGAAAUAUAUUUUUAAUUUAAUAUAAAUGAAAUUCAAUAAAAUAUGAAACAAAUGUU